UGAACCAGCCUUUUCACAUGUCAAUUGCCAUCUUUAUUUUCAAAACAAUAGAAGCAAAAUCUUUAAGGCUAUAAGAAGCAGAAUCCAAGAAUAUUGUGCAUCAACUUACAACAACUUGUUAGCCAAUUGUUUUCAUUAAAAGAAAAAUGGCUAGGAAGCCAAAGCAAGUUCCUACUUUCUUCAAGGUUUUGCUUAGUGAUUUCAUGGAGAAACUUAAAAUUCCACCAGCUUUUGUGAAAAAAUUCAAGAAAAUCAUGCCCAAGGCACCAACUUUAAAGCCAAACGAAGGAAAAUCUUGUGAGGUAACGAUCGUUAACGAAGGCGAUAGCUACUUUUUCAAGCGUGGAUGGAAUACAUUCGUGAAAAAUCAAGGUUUAGAAACGAGCGAUUUUCUUGUUUUCAAUCUUGUUGAUGAGAUAACUUUUCAAGUCGUAAUUUAUGGUAGAACUGGCUGCGAGAAGGAUGUGAAAGUAGCUUCUGAUAAUGAAAGGGUCAAUGAUAGUUCACAAUCCUCUGCUUCUUCUGCAGAAGAAGAAAUCAAGAUCAAGAAACAAGGUUUCAAAAGACGUGGCAGCCCUCUUCCCUGUAGGUUCAAGACGCCUCAAGCUUCUGCAAGAACAGCUGACAAAGACAAAGUAACUGAAACAAUAAGAUCUUUGAAGCGGAAGAAUCCAUAUUUUGUAGCAGUGUUGAAGAAGUACCAAAAAUACAAUUUGGUGAUGCCUAAAGAUUUUGCAAACAAGACAAAGCUUGUUAGCAAGGAGGAAAUUGUAAUGAAGGAUCCAAAAGGAAGGUCAUGGCCAGUUAAAGUGAACAUACUAGUGGUUCAAAGAGGAUGCCAGGUGCGCUUCGGUUUGGGUUGGAGUCAGUUCUAUGGAGCUAAUGAGCUAGCUACAGGAGACACCUGUGUAUUUCACUUCAUAGCAGAAAAGGGUAAUCUAAUUGAAGUUGAGAUUCAUAAAGAAGGAGUCAGAGGUGUUAGAACUGGACCAGCUAAGUCACUGUCAUCAGUUAAAUCUGAACUGAUAUAAACCAUCAGUUAAUGAAACCUUCUUGCUAGUUUACAAGUGCCAUUCAUAUAAUCAAUCUAUUACUUAAUUAGUUUCAGAAAGCCGUGUUCUUGAUGGGUUAGAUUUGUUCAAACUCAAGUCUAAUUAGUUUCUAAAUAUGAAGGUGAUGGCCAUUUCUGUGGCGUCAUAUUUGAUAAGAGUGCUUCAGAGAUAACGUGUCCAUGACAGUAUCUGCGCUGUGGAGUGAAAUCAUGAGCCUCCAAGAGAGAAACUGAGAACGAUGUUUCUGUUGAAGUCUCAGGCAUAUAUAUAAGUAUGGAGCUGAAAUGUACUUGAAAAUAGAAAAAUAGAAUUACAGUCCUCGAGAUUGUCCCUUUCUCUCCAGCCUGUUCUUUCUCACUUCUGCGAGUUGAGAAGCGCUUGCUAUUUUAUAAUUUUCUUAUUGAUUUGUAAUUUGAAAUCAUUAGUAUUUUUUUUAUUUAUUUGACUGUUGCUUAGCAUUAA
Molecule: messenger RNA, 1514 nt
Organism: Jatropha curcas
Lineage: Eukaryota; Viridiplantae; Streptophyta; Magnoliopsida; Malpighiales; Euphorbiaceae
Product: putative B3 domain-containing protein Os04g0347400
Molecular function (GO): DNA binding
Source: RefSeq, a predicted model, not a curated record